GGGGCAGCCGUCUGUCUAGGCAGACGGGGCCGGGAGCGGCGCGCGCGCGCCCCGCCAGCCUCUGGCGCGCCCCCGGCGGCCGGGGCCGCAGCGUGCUCGCCCCCGCCGCCAGCUCGCCUCACUUAUGGGUCGGAAACGCUGCGUGGGGGAGACUGUUCCAAGAUGGCGGCGGGUUGCUGCGGGGUGAAGAAGCAGAAACUGUCCAGUUCGCCCCCCUCUGGCUCCGGUGGCGGUGGUGGCGCCUCCUCCUCCUCCCACUGCAGCGGAGAGAGCCAGUGCCGAGCUGGGGAGCUGGGACUAGGAGGCGCCGGUACGCGGCUCAACGGGCUGGGAGGUCUAACCGGAGGAGGUAGCGGCAGCGGCUGUACCCUCUCUCCCCCCGAGGGCUGCGGCGGCGGCGGGGGGAUCGCCCUGUCGCCACCACCGAGCUGCGGAGUGGGGACCUUACUUUCUACCCCGGCCGCCGCCGCCUCUUCCUCACCCUGCUCUUCGUCCGCCGCCCCGUCCUCAUCGCCGGGCUCCCGGAAGAUGGUGGUGUCAGCAGAGAUGUGCUGCUUUUGCUUCGAUGUGCUCUACUGUCACCUGUACGGAUACCAGCAGCCCCGGACCCCCCGAUUCACCAACGAGCCCUACCCACUGUUUGUAACAUGGAAGAUUGGUCGAGACAAAAGAUUACGUGGAUGCAUAGGUACUUUUUCUGCCAUGAAUUUGCAUUCAGGACUCAGGGAGUACACACUUACCAGUGCCCUUAAAGAUAGCCGUUUUCCCCCAAUGACAAGGGAUGAGCUGCCACGGCUUUUCUGCUCAGUGUCUCUGCUCACUAACUUUGAAGAUGUCUGUGAUUAUUUGGACUGGGAGGUGGGUGUACAUGGCAUUAGAAUAGAAUUCAUCAAUGAAAAAGGAUCAAAACGCACCGCCACCUACCUACCGGAGGUUGCAAAGGAGCAAGGAUGGGACCAUAUUCAGACCAUAGACUCCUUAUUGAGGAAAGGAGGAUACAAAGCUCCAAUUACUAAUGAAUUCAGGAAAACCAUAAAACUGACCAGGUAUCGUAGUGAAAAGAUGACCCUGAGCUAUGCUGAAUACCUUGCUCAUCGCCAGCAUCAUCAUUUCCAAAAUGGCAUUGGGCAUCCCCUUCCACCAUACAACCAUUAUUCCUGACACUGAGCCGCACAACCAGUCACUGGGCCUCUCUGCAGACCUCUUCCCAGGAGACCCUACACCUUCUUGGUCUAGCUAUCUCUUUUAUUGUACCAUUUUAUGAUGAUAGUUUCCGUUGCCAUGGUGAAGCUUCGACAUCGUCAAUUAAGAUCAUCAUGGUAACGGGUAGGAAAAUCGCAUUUGUUAAGAUCCUGUUUUAUUAUUUUAGAUAAUUGAUUUUUUUGCAGCAUAUAUAACUUUGGGGUUUUUGUUCCCUACAAUAUUAUGUAGAAUUUUGCUCUGCUAUCUCAGUCAGGUUUCUGUUUUUCCGUCCUUCUUGCCUUUCUUUCUGUUUUGCUUCCUGUUUUCCUUCUUC
Molecule: messenger RNA, 1516 nt
Organism: Saimiri boliviensis boliviensis (Bolivian squirrel monkey)
Lineage: Eukaryota; Metazoa; Chordata; Mammalia; Primates; Cebidae
Gene: AMMECR1
Product: AMMECR nuclear protein 1
Cellular component (GO): nucleus
Source: RefSeq, a predicted model, not a curated record